This is a messenger RNA of Alnus glutinosa, 1575 nucleotides long. RefSeq names its product AT-hook motif nuclear-localized protein 22. The transcript has a single exon. Gene Ontology annotation, biological process: vegetative to reproductive phase transition of meristem. Lineage: Eukaryota; Viridiplantae; Streptophyta; Magnoliopsida; Fagales; Betulaceae. Gene Ontology annotation, cellular component: nucleus. Gene Ontology annotation, molecular function: minor groove of adenine-thymine-rich DNA binding; DNA-binding transcription factor activity. Bases 439 to 1389 code for a protein of 316 amino acids. The record is from RefSeq and is a predicted model, not a curated record.
CCAUUAUCGAUCCGAUUCCUUAGACCUAACCCUAACCCAACAGUACCCACACCAUUACCCAGAAAGCUAAAACAAAAGAAGACUUACUCUCUUCUUACCAUUUGUAUACUACUAGUACAAGCUAGCUCUUCAUCUUCUCCCAACAACAUGACCUUCAAGCUAGUAGCUUCAUAGGAAGCAGCUAAAAACUAUUAGAACCAAAACCUCAACGAGCGGGUGAAGAGAAGAAACAUGGCUGAUUUCAGCUGAAAAUUUGGUAGGUUUCCCUUUUUCUUCUUCUUUUGAUCUGGUAAAGGUUAGUAUAGCAUUUGAUUCAUCAAAACGCCAGAAAAAAGAGCAAGAAAGAGAGUCAAAAAGGUAGCUACAAGUUGGGAGAGAGACAAUUUGCUUGGAUUUUAGUAAGUUUGAGCUAAGUUAAUUAGGGUUUGAGGGCUCUAAAUGGAUCCUGCAGUCACAGCACACGGCCGUCCUCUCCCUCCGCCUUUCCUUUCAAGAGAUCUUCAUCCACACCCCCACCCCCACCAUCAAUUCCAACACCACCACCAACAACAGCAACAAAAUUCCGAGGACGAGCAAAGCGGUAACGGCGGCUUAAACCGCGGCCAGAAGCGAGAUCGCGACGAAAACACCACCUCCGCCAACAUCAACAACAACGCCGCUGCCGCGACUACAACAAUCGAAAGCAAGGAAUUCGGCUCUGGCGGCACUGGAUCAGAGGGAGAGAUGACAAGAAGACCCCGCGGCAGACCCGCCGGCUCCAAGAACAAGCCCAAGCCGCCCAUCAUAAUCACCCGCGACAGCGCCAACGCCCUCCGAUCCCACGUCGUCGAAGUCUCCAACGGUUGUGAUAUCAUGGAAAGCCUCUCGACUUUCGCCAGGCGCAGGCAAAGAGGGGUUUGUAUUUUGAGCGGGAGUGGCACUGUCACUAAUGUCACCCUAAGGCAGCCUGCUUCACCCGGAGCAGUCGUCACUUUACAUGGAAGAUUCGAGAUUUUAUCUUUGUCAGGCUCAUUUUUGCCUCCUCCGGCACCGCCAGCCGCUUCGGGGCUGACCAUAUAUCUGGCCGGAGGUCAAGGCCAGGUGGUGGGCGGGAGCGUGGUCGGUCCACUUCUGGCUUCUGGUCCGGUGGUAAUAAUGGCUGCAUCAUUUGGUAAUGCAGCAUAUGAGAGGCUCCCAUUGGAGGAGGAAGACCCGGGGGUUCCAAUUCCUGGAGGCGUAAAUCUCGGAUCACCGCCGGGAAUGGGUGGGCAGCAGCAGCAGCAACAGCAGCAGCAACUACUGCCUGAUCCUAACACAUCUCUAUAUCCUGGGGUGCCACAAAAUCUUCUGAACCCAUGCCAAUUACCAUCCGAUGCCUACUGGGGUGGCAAUGGUCGCUCUUCUUAUUAACAAAAACGAAAACUGUGUUUUAAUUAAUUUCCUCCUCUUUGUUACUAGCUGUAUUUCAAUCAACUUUGAUUCUUCUUUUAUAAGUUAGUUAUGUUCAAUUAAGAUGUUAAUUAUUAUGUUAUCCGUCGGUCUUUGAUUGAAGAAGGAUGUAAAAAUCUAUGAAUUUUUGGUGGGUUGAUUAAUUUA